UCUUGGCUGAUGGGAGGGUGUGUGGAAGUUAUUGCUGGGUAAAACUCCAUUUCCCAGAAUGCCUCUUGCUCUCCUUUUCUUCCCCAUUGUGUUUCCCGUCUCGCGGGCUUUGUUCCGUUAUGGCGGGUCGUUUCGAAAGUGGGAGGCUGGUCGUUUUCCCGUCAGCUCCCAAGCGCUUUAAAUCGCGAAGAGAAGCCAAGACGACUCAAGGAACAUGACAUCUCCAGCAGAACCGCAGGCUCACUUCCCGUGGCGCUGGAUGGCCAGCAGUUCUCGGGCUGGGGUGAUUCUGAACGCCUCCCCAGGAGAAGUGGAGUCUGUCAGGAGCAGCUGGGGCUCUCCGGGUAUGGACGUGUCUUUAGAGGACUCCUUCAACGGCCAGUUCGCUCCUUUACCCGUGUCCCGCAGUGCUAGCAGCCUGAGUGUGGACUCCAUCUGUCCCUCAUCCUCCAUCCAGGUCUCUGCGCCCCUCAGCAGGGAAGUAAACAUGGCUCUCCCUGCUGCGAGAAACCCCCAAGCACUCAUCAACCGACUCCAGGAAUUGAAGCAGCUGCAGCAGUGCAUGCAGGAGCAAUUAAAAGCCCACCAGCAGGAGCAGCUUCAAAAACUGCAGAAUGAACAAUCAAGGCUUUUGGGAAUGGUCCAGACUCCUACAGAGUUUGGCAAUAUGAAGCAGCCGUGCCUAAAAACUGCUGAGCAGUCGGGAUUGAAGCCCUCACACACAAGGCAGAGAGUUUUACCAGUUCGACUCGAACACCAUCCACCCGAAGAAGUGGAAAGGACAUUCGGUAAAGCACCAAACAUGUGGAAUCAAGAGCCCAGUGUGGACCAGGCAAGCUCUGGCCAUCUCAGUGAUGAAGAUUAUGAUCAUGAAGAAGAAUCGCUGCAUCGUGAGGACCAAAGCGUGUCCCAUAGAGACGGCGAAAACGAAGUGCACGACAGGCCGAUCAGAACGGGUGGCAGCGCCAAGACGUUUGAGGAGAUGCUGGAAGAGCAGCUCACGCUGGAGAAUGAGAAGAUAAACAAGAUAUCUGGUGCUCCCCCUGAUGCAGCAAAAGUGAAGCGACCAUUUUUAAAGCGAGGGGAAGGUUUGGCUCGUUUCUCGAGAGGCAAAACCACCGGAUCAUUUAGAGACAAGGCAGCAGGUUCAGACACCAAAACAGCACCAGGCAUCAAUCCUUCAUCCUAUAAAGGCCCAACCCUCAGAUCCCAGCAGGGCUCGGAACCAAAACCAACUUCUCCAAAAUCCAUAAACCCUGUAACACAGCGCAAGACUGCCGUCCUGACCAAAAACAACCUUCUGCAGAAGACUUCAGUACCAGCAGCCAAGGCUCUUGCAAAAGCACCCGGAGGCCAGCAGAAUCUCAAAACAGAAGCGAAAAAUGCAAGCUCUGCACCCGUCCAACACCGCAGUACGAAUGAUAAGCUAGGUCAGAAACUUCUCUCGGAUUUCCUGGUUGAUUUCAGCAAGGGGGCGUCGAGACCGAUUCAGUACACGGAUAAGCAAUGUGCAGAGAACUCGUUUGAGGUGUGGCUGCAAGAGCGAGGUGAACACUGGGAAAGAUCUCAGCAUCGUGAGUGUGUGGAGCUGGGCGAGUUUGAGCUGCUAGAGCGAGCGGCAGACGAGCUCUCGUUUUCCAGUAACUCGUCUUUCAUCAACACACUUUUGCGGCGGGACGGCAGACGCCUGUCCUCGACUCCUGUCAAAUCGCCACCUAAAUCUUCCCUCCCUGCACGUGGUCUCGACGAGGCUACCGGCUUCAGCGAGGCUCACGGUUCACCAGGACCACCUGUAGACGGCGUGGCAGCGCUGGAAGGGGACGGACAACCGGAUGAAGUGUCGACCGAGUGUUCCGGAGAUGAAGAUGCGGAAGAGUCGGAUUCCUCACUGUGUAGCAACACGGUUUUUCACCAGCCGGCUGUAGAGCCACACCAACAGGAAGCGUUCGCCUUUCAGAUUUCAGUGCCGGCCUACGAUAAGCGAACUUAUCAAGACGGAGACGGCAGUAUCGAAGACGAAGAGGAGAGCCAGAGAGAUUCGACUCUGGUGGAUGUGAGAGGCCAGGUUGAGUUUGAUGACGAUGACACGUGGAACGAGCCGGAGAACUCCACUUGCAGUGGACGGUUCACCCAAAAGGGGACUGACGAGGAAGAUCGCGCCUCAAAGGGACUGGAGCUCAAACGCCGCUCUAACAGCCCAUUAGGCUGCGAGCCAGAACCACCACCAACAUGCCAGUUGGUAGCAAAGCUGUUUCCAGCUCUGAAGCCGAAAAAAUGUCCUCCCCCUCCACCAGAACCACCAGAUUCAGAUGGGCACAGUGAAGAAGGAGCAGCCAGGUCGACGUUACUUCGUGAACGCUUGGUCGAACUGGAGACUGAAAUCGAGCGCUUCAGGAAAGAAAACGCAGCUCUCGGACGACUCAGACAGGAAAACCAGAAGAUUCAAGAGAACCUGCGGAAGGAGAGAGCAGAGUUUCAGCAAAACAUGGCGGCUGAACUCGCAAAAUGGGAGGAGUUCAAACGCGAGGAAAGCCGGAAGCUCCAACGCGAGAAGAAGCUGUUUGAGAAGCAUGCGUCAGCUGCGAGGGCAAGACCCGACAAACAGGAACGCGACGAGAUCCAGUCUCUAAAACAGCAGCUAAACACUCUGCAGGAGGAUUUAAGAAAGCGAGAGGCCCGAUGGAGCAGCACCCAUAGUCGUCUCAGGCUGCAAACGGAUGCCCUCAGCACAGAGAAUGCAACUCUGAGAGACCAAGUCCGGACACUAGAAAAACUUCGCCUGAGUACCUGGAAAAACGCAGAGUCUGAGCGGGAGAGAGAGAGAGGGAGGCCCAGUGCAUCCAGCAAUAGCAGUAACACAAGGACAACAAAAUCCAAGAACCCCACUGUUAGCAUUAAGAGCAGCCCACCUGAGAACAAGAAGGCGGAAAGCACAGAAGUCCAGAACCCUUCCAAAAUCCCUGCCAAGUCUUCAAGCACCAUAUACCCUAAAGACUGGCAGAGGCAGAGCUCAGUGGAAGAUCCACAUCGCAUUCCAGACCAUUUCAUCGUAUCCGAGGGCAAAAGCCAUGAAGCUCAUCUAACCACAAACUCCACCGACUCCGUAUUGGACGUGGAUACUCCAGAAGACAUCACAGAGAACACUGAACUCGAGCUUGAAGAUUCUAUACACAUGGAUGGCAAGAUUGAGAAGAUGCUUCCCGAUGGAGGACGACUUACGAUUUUCCCCAACGGCACAAGGAAGGAAGUGUCUGCCGACGGAUUGUCCGUCAGAGUCACUUUUUUCAAUGGAGACAUCAAGCACGUAAUGCCAGAUCAAAGAGUGAUUUAUUAUUACGCAGAAGCUCAAACCACACACACCACCUACCCCGAUGGUAUGGAAGUGCUCCAGUUCCCAAACAACCAGAUAGAAAAACACUUCGUAGACGGUCAUAAGGAGAUCACUUUUCCCGAUCAGACUGUUAAGACCCUCUAUCCUGACGGGAGAGAGGAGAGCGUGCUCGUAGACGGCACAAUAAUACAGCAGAACCCGGAUGGCACUAAGCAGAUCCAGUUCAACACGGGUCAGAGAGAGCUCCACACUGCAGAAUUCAAGAGACGGGAAUACCCGGACGGCACGGUCAAAACCGUUUACUCAGACGGACGACAGGAGACACGUUAUCCCACCGGACGCGUGAGGCUCAAAAACCCCGAAGGACACGUCAUCAUGGACACCAGAGCCUAAGAGAAACUGUUUUACUUCAACACUAUAAGUUUGGUUUUGGGCGAAAAGGAAAUCAUUUUGUAAAUCCAGAAAAAGAA
Messenger RNA from Silurus meridionalis, 3801 nucleotides. RefSeq names its product centromere protein J (gene cpap). The record is from RefSeq and is a predicted model, not a curated record. Gene Ontology annotation, molecular function: tubulin binding. Gene Ontology annotation, biological process: centriole elongation; cilium assembly. Gene Ontology annotation, cellular component: centriole; centrosome; nucleus. NCBI's taxonomy places the organism in Eukaryota, Metazoa, Chordata, Actinopteri, Siluriformes, Siluridae.